Cornus florida is the source of this 2981-nucleotide messenger RNA. RefSeq names its product cysteine-rich receptor-like protein kinase 6. The transcript is spliced from 7 exons. NCBI's taxonomy places the organism in Eukaryota, Viridiplantae, Streptophyta, Magnoliopsida, Cornales, Cornaceae. The record is from RefSeq and is a predicted model, not a curated record. Gene Ontology annotation, biological process: protein phosphorylation. Gene Ontology annotation, molecular function: ATP binding; protein serine/threonine kinase activity. The coding region runs from base 475 to 2457 and encodes 660 amino acids.
ACAUGGAUGUUUCCUUAUUAGCCAAAAUUCAAAUCAAUUGAGCCAUUUCUUGUUUGGUCACUUUCAUUGAAAGGCAAAGAAGAUUAUGAUUUACAACUACAAAUUAAACAUAGUCUUUUAUUCAAUUUUGUAUAGAGAUAAACUCAAAACGUCAUACUUAAAACAGUUUUAUUGUUGACUCCAUGUCCAUGGCAUUGUCAUCUAAUGAAAAAAUCUUAUGGUGCCGGCGAUGGAUUUUCAAAAUUUUAUAUAUAUAUAUAUAUAUCUGAACAUAUUAUAUUUUCUUUCCAACCACCACCACCAGUUCCAAGCAUCAAUAUGGAAAUUUCUGAGUAAUUUUCUACUGUUUACUGAAUACAAAUUUGUGGGCUAACUGCUUGUCAAAUUGAAUCAAGUCUAAAUCUUCUCCUCCAGUUGUUCAAAUAUUAUUGCUUUUGGUGUAAAGUUAGGAACCAAUUUGCUCUCAAACUAGGAAUGUUGACCAAGAUAGAUACACUUGUAUCUAUGCUUUUUCUAAUGGUACUCCUCUUGGCAAUCUCUACCCCUGUCAGUGCAGAACCUCAAUCAACUGCUUGUCAAGAUGAUACGAAUGUGAUGAAUUAUACUCUCAAUAGCCCAUUUGAAAAAAACCUCAAGCACCUUCUUGAUACCAUAUCUUCUAGUACUCCUCAUAAUGAAGGCUUUUAUAACUCCUCAAUUGGAAAUGAUAGUAACCAAGUUUACGCGCAAGCACUUUGUAGAGGGGAUGUCACUCCCAGAGUUUGUCAGAAGUGUGUUGAGAAUGCAAGCCAAGAGAUCAUGGAGGAGUGCACAAGUCAAGCUGCAAUUAUAUGGUAUGAAAAAUGUCAAAUUCAAUACUCGUACCUGAUGUUCUUUUCGACCCGGCAGGCUUUCACUGGAAAGUAUCCAGAUUGGAAUAAAAAGAUGAGAACUGUGUCAGACCCCAUUCCUUUCAGUGCAGCUCUUAAAAGUUUCAUGAAAAACCUUUCAACUAAGGCCGCAUUUGAUCCUUCUAAGCUCAUGUUCGCAACUGGAAACAUCAAGUUUUCAAGGACAGAAAAGAUAUAUGGGCUUGUGCAGUGUACGAGGGACAUCUCUCCAAGUGACUGCAGUAUUUGUUUGGAUUUUACCUUGGCAGAUCUUGAAGGAUGCUGCUAUUCUCGUGAAGGUGGAACUGUUUUUAACAGAAAUUGUAAUGUGAGGUUCGAGCUGUACAAAUUUUUUGAUGACUCAACCGACAAUGCAGGGGGCAAAUGGAGGAUUUGGGUUGCUGUAGCAGUACUUUGCGUAUCAACAUUUGUGUUAGCAGUAUUAAUUUGGUACUGUGCCAUUCAUUGCAGAAAGAGGAGGAAGAGAACACAGAAAGAUGAGGAAAAGAGCGAAAAUGCAUUUUUACAUGACUUGGCAACUCCAACUGGUGUUACAAUUACACAGCAAGGUGACUUAGUUGGCUCUCAGGAAUUGUCCUUCAUGGAGUUGUCAACAAUAGUGGCAGCUACCGACAACUUUGCUGAUUCAAAUAAACUUGGACAAGGUGGUUUUGGCAGUGUUUUCAAGGGUGUGUUACCAAAUGGGAAGGAAAUAGCAGUGAAAAGACUGUCAAGGAAGUCAUGGCAAGGAUUAGAGGAGUUCAAGAACGAGGUCAUAUUGAUUGCUAAACUUCAACACAGAAACCUCGUGAGACUCGUGGGAUGUGGCAUAGAGGGAGAAGAAAAGCUGCUCGUAUAUGAGUACAUGCCCAACAAAAGCCUUGAUAUGUUCAUAUUUGAUUCAGAAAAACGCUCACAACUUGAUUGGGAGAUGUGUCAUAACAUUAUCAAUGGAAUUGCCCGAGGACUACUCUAUCUUCACGAGGACUCGAGGCUAAAAAUCAUACAUAGGGACAUGAAGCCUAGUAAUGUGCUCUUGGACCAUGAAAUGGUUGCAAAGAUUUCAGAUUUUGGAAUGGCGAGGAUUUUCUGUGAAAACCAAAAUACAGCCAACACCAGAAGGGUUGUAGGAACAUAUGGAUACAUGGCUCCUGAGUAUGCAAUGGAGGGACUGUUUUCUGUUAAAUCUGAUGUCUUUAGUUUUGGAGUGAUUUUGCUCGAGAUCGUGAGUGGGAAAAAGAACAGUGGUUUUCAUUUAACUGGACAAGCUCAGACUCUUCUUGCAUAUGCUUGGCGACUAUGGAAUGAAGAUAGAGAACUGGAAAUUAUAGAUCCAUUGUUGACUGAAUCAUGCCCCAUGGUGGAGGUUGUAAGAUGCAUUCAUAUUGCGCUCUUGUGUGUCCAGGAAGAUCCAGCAGACAGACCUACCAUGUCAUCUGUAGUUGUUCUGUUGGGAAGUGAAUCAUUAACACUUCCGGAACCAAGACAACCUGCAUUUUCUGUGGGGAGAGUUGUUCAAAUUGAUCAACCUUCAUCAACAGAUGCUUCUGUAAAUCAGCUUACGAUUUCUAGUAUAUCUGCGCGGUAAGUGCUGCCACAUCAAAUUGUGGCACACCCCGGUUAUAAAAUUGAACUAAACUCCAACUCAAUGUGGCAUAUUGUAUAGUGCAAUGCCAUUUUGCACUUGUAACCAUGUGUUGAUCACUGUAAGACAUUUAGGUUUAUGCUCUCCCUCUUUUGUCACUACUUCUAAAAAGGAGACAGUAUAGUCAUAAUCAGGUAUCAUAAGGGCUCUAUUUUCUACCUGCAGCAAGAUGAAAACAAAAAUCCAAAUUCCUAGGGGUGAAAAUUUUACUGAUCUAUAUUUGCAUUGUUUGCGCAAUAAAAUGACAUGCUGCCAUAUGUAUCAAUUGAGGCAUGCCAUUUGGAAAGAAGGAAUUCUCAACCCUUCCAAUAGGUAGAAAUUUAUCAGAAGUUAGAUAAAGUAUCUUUUUAAAAUAGGAUGGUUUGUAUAUGCUAUCAGAAACAAUUUUUUUCUAAUUCAGUGUAUUGGUGCAUUUGUAAUUAAUAAGAUUUCAAUAAAAAAACAAGAUCUUGUAAAUCUCAAUGUAU